AUGGACAGUGGAGUUCCUCACAUCCCAAACCUGCGGAUUGUGCUUCUGGGAUACAGAGUAGGUGGGAAGAGUACAGUGGGGAACCUCAUUCUGGGGAAACAGGAGUUUGACACCUCAAAGAGGACAGCUCGGUGUGUGGAGAAAGAGGGAGAAGCUUCCCAGAGGAAGGUGACCUUGGUAGAAGCACCAGGCUGGUGGAAAGGCUACCGCAUGGAGGACACUCCAGACCGUGAUAAGCGGGAGAUUGUCCUCAGUGUGUCUCUGUGUCCUCCAGGACCCCAUGCACUGCUCCUGGUUGUUGAUGUAACCGAUCCAUUAGUGGCAGAAUACAGAAAUGCGCUAAAACAACAUCUGGAGCUUCUCGGUGAGAAAGUAUGGAGUCACACAAUAGUGGUGUUUACAAAAGGGGGCUGGCUGGGAAACACAGCCAUGGAGGAGUACAUUGAAAGUGACAGGAGUGGUCUGCAGUGGCUUGUUGAGAAAUGUGGGAACCGUUAUCAUGUUCUGGAUAAGUAUAGACGAGAGGAUGUUCAAGUCACUGAGCUGCUUGAGAAGAUAGAGGAGAUGGUCGCAGGAAACUCUGGCAAUCAUUUUCACUUUGACAGAGAGAUCUUGCAGAAAUUGGAAGAGAAGAAAAUGGAAGACGAGAAAAGAAAAAGCAUGGCCAUUCAGGCAGAAACCUAUUUUGACAAAACUGUUAACAUUGAUGUCAAUGACGUCCAGAAAGAGUGCGUUUUGGGGCUUGCCUUGAUAUAA
This is a messenger RNA of Clupea harengus (Atlantic herring), 756 nucleotides long. Its product is annotated as GTPase IMAP family member 7-like. NCBI's taxonomy places the organism in Eukaryota, Metazoa, Chordata, Actinopteri, Clupeiformes, Clupeidae. The coding region runs from base 1 to 756 and encodes 251 amino acids. The record is from RefSeq and is a predicted model, not a curated record. The transcript has 3 exons.